Molecule: messenger RNA, 2358 nt
Organism: Drosophila navojoa
Lineage: Eukaryota; Metazoa; Arthropoda; Insecta; Diptera; Drosophilidae
Source: RefSeq, a predicted model, not a curated record
UUCGUCGUCGUCGUCGCUUCUGCUGCUGUGACAAUGGGCGACUCCACGCCCAUUUGCCGCUGCCGCGUGCUGUAUCUGGGCAGCGCGGUGCCCCGCCAGAGCAAGGACGGCCUGCAGGGCAUACAGGAGCCGCUGCGCAGCCUCUAUCCGUCAGAGGGCGCUGUGGGUGCCAAGGGCAUCGAUAGCUGGCUGAGCGUCUGGUCGAAUGGCAUCCUGCUGGAGAAUGUGGACGAGAAUCUGAAGCAAAUCACCCGCUUCUUUCCCAUCGAGUCGCUGCACUACUGCGCCGCGGUGCGCCAAGUGCUGAUACCGGAGCGCGGCAAUGCCAAUCCGGAGCCAAAGUUUCUGCCGCUGGACUCGCCAUUCGCACGCAUGCCGCGCGCCCAGCACCCGCCCAUCUUUGCAGCCAUAUUGCGUCGCACCACCGGCAUCAAGGUGCUCGAGUGCCACGUCUUCAUUUGCAAGCGCGAGGCGGCCGCGAAUGCUCUAGUCAGAUGCUGUUUCCAUGCCUACGCUGACAACUCGUACGCUCGCCAGCUGGAGACGGGCAGCACUGUCGGCGGCGGCAGCAGCGUCUACGGCACGCUCAAGAGCGGCGCCGGCAGCAAGUCCAAUGGCGACCUCACCAGCGUCGGCCUGGCCAACGGCCAUGGCAACGGUCAGCAUCACCUGGCCGGGCAGGGCGGCUGGAGAUCGCGUGCCGGCAGCACCACCACACUCAACAGCCUGGGACGCACAUCCAACGGACAUGUGCUCAACGGCUCGGGCCUGGGCAUGAAUGGCGGCAGCACAGGCAGCGCCGCCGAGGGCUACACAUCAGUCAAAAAUUUUUAUGGUAGCAGCGCCGACCUGAACGUCACCGUGGAUGAUGGCGACGCAUCUGUGUACAAUGGCGAUGAGAACCACAAGGUGUGGAGCGGCUCACAGGAUCAGCUGGACAGCAUCGGCGCCGCGGAGAGUCCCUAUGAGCUGUAUGCCGGCAACACGUCCACGCUGGGCAGGCCGCUGCGCGCUCGUCAGAUCAGCACGCCCAUCGAUGUGCCACCGCCGCCAGUCAAGGAGGAGCGCAAGACGAAGCGCGAGAAGAAGUCCUCGAAGUCCAGCGGCAGCCAGAGCUUGUCGGGCACACUGAUCAGACCAAAGCCCAUGCAUCCGGCGGCGGCGAUGCACCGCACACAAGUGCAUCCCGGACCGGGACCAGGUCCCGGCUCUGCCAGCGUCAUCUAUGGCCCCGUCUCCGGGCCGCACGCUGCGCGCCAAUAUCACACAAUUAGUCAUCGCGGCUUUCCGCCCGGCCCGCCGCCGCAUCACGCGCACGCACAUGCGCAUGCACAUGCUCAGGCACAGGCGCAUGCACAGCACAUGAUGCAGAUGCAGCAUGCACAGCAUAUGGCCGGCCUGCCGCCGCUGCAGAUACCCAUGAUGCUGCCGCAGCAGUACGCGACGCUGCAGCCGUCGCGCUCCACCAGCAAAAAGAAGAAGAAGGAUAAGAAGAACGGCGGCGUCGGCAUGCCCGUGGGCAUGCCCAUUGUGCCGCCCAUCUACGCCUACCAGCAGGCAAUGGGCGGGGUGCCGCCGCCGCCGAUGGCGCAGUCAAUGAUCGGCGAGCCGCGUCCCUUGAGCAUGUCCAGCCGCAAGAUGGCCGCCUCCAUGGGCAACGGCCUGGAUGACUCGGGCAACUCGGGCGCCGAGUCGCCGUCGCCAGGCGGCACGGGCAUCUAUCGCCGCAAGGGUCACCUGAACGAGCGCGCCUUUAGCUACUCCAUACGCCAGGAGCAUCGCAGUCGCAGCCACGGCUCGCUGGCCAGCCUACAGUUCAAUCCACCGGACAUGAAGAAGGAGCGCGAGAUUGCCCAAAUGGUGGCCGGCCUGGACCUCAGCGACGGCGAGCGCCGCCAAAUGGCCCCCGGUCCGGCCACGCUGCAGCGCAAACAGGCCGCCAUGACGAACGGAGCAGCGGGUCCAGCGCAUCCACAUCCACAUCAGCCGCAUGCGAUAUACGGCCCACUGGGCCCCGGAAGUAGCUUCGGCAAGCCGCGCAGAUAAGCUGCCAAGCCAGGCAGAGUGCACCCGGCAAGGACUAGAAGUACUACAUAUAUACACAUACAAAUAUAUAUAUACGUACGAUCAUAUAAAUACAUAUAUAGAGUUACACAACAUUUUAGCGAUGCUGGUCAACUUAGAAAUCAACAGUUAAAGACAAGAGCGACCAAGCUGUACUGCAGCAACAGACUUCAGAUAGGAUUGGGUAACCAAAUUUCGCAGCGAAUAUCGUUUACGAUAUUGCAAUCAAAAUCAAUUAUCAACAAUGAAUAUGUGUGCCUUACUAGGUUUAUACUUUAAGUAUACUAUAUAUAA